Molecule: messenger RNA, 1784 nt
Organism: Amblyraja radiata (thorny skate)
Lineage: Eukaryota; Metazoa; Chordata; Chondrichthyes; Rajiformes; Rajidae
Gene: srsf3b
Product: serine and arginine rich splicing factor 3b
Exons: 6
Coding region: 121-618 (165 amino acids)
Molecular function (GO): RNA binding
Source: RefSeq, a predicted model, not a curated record
CCGCGGCUAUUUCCAUCGGUUGCGGUGCAAGGCCGCGGCCAUUUUGCUUCGUGAGGGGAGAGCGGUCGGUCGGUCGGUUGGUUUAGAAGGACAGGCGGUCGCAAGCAGAGAAUAGCAGCCAUGAAUCAUGGUUCGUGUCCUUUAGAUUGCAAGGUGUAUGUUGGGAAUCUUGGAAAUAAUGGGAACAAGACUGAACUGGAGAGAUCAUUUGGAUAUUAUGGCCCACUUCGCAGUGUGUGGGUUGCCCGAAACCCACCAGGCUUUGCUUUUGUUGAAUUUGAAGAUCCACGUGAUGCUUCAGAUGCUGUCAGAGAGCUCGACGGAAGGAAUCUCUGUGGCUGCCGUGUUCGCGUAGAGCUUUCUAAUGGUGAGAGACGCAUUCGUAAUCGUGGCCCCCCUCCAGCUUGGGCCAGGCGUUCUCGUGAGGAUUAUCGCCGCAGGAGCCCCCCAGUCCGGCGCAGAUCACCACUUCGCCGGAGGAGCUUCAGCAGGAGUCGGAGCAGGUCCCUCUCAAGGGAUCGAAGGAGAGAGAGGUCCCUAUCUAGGGAGAGGAACCAUAAGCCAUCUCGCUCAUUCUCCAGGUCUCGCAGCCGCUCCAGGUCAACUGAUAGGAAGUGAAUCUGAAGCACAGUUGCCUUUGAAGAUCUCUGUACAGAAUGUCGGAGUUGUUAAGAAUGUGAUUUGCAUUUGUUUAAUAGACUCUUAAGACAUGUAGUUAAACAUUUUUUUACCCUGUUUUAGCUGUUCAUUGUUUUUUCUUUUCAUGUAUUCAGUAACCAUAAUGUAACCAGUGAUCAGAUUUUCAUAUGCAGAAUUUCAGACGUGAAUUCAAGGCAGAAUUGAAGUUUUUAUAAAGGUGGGAUUGUAUUGUGGGCAGAUCACUGACUUCUACAGGGGUUACACUUCGUCUCUUGCUGGAAUUGCUAAGCUUGUACAUCUUCAAUUGAGAAUUACAUCCCGUCUCCUCUUCGCCCCAUCCUCCCACAAGCAGGUCUGACCAGCAGUGGUUUUUGUUCAAUUCUUGGUUAUUGUGAGAUAACCAUUCCAAGUCCCGAGGGCAUUUUUAACAUUAUAGCGUACCUGUGCCAUGCUAUCUGUGGGUUGAGUGCUGUGAUUAGUUUUUGUAUGUAUUAGUUUUUCAUGUUUCCUGAAGUGCAGUGUAGUGUAACUGUUUGUAAAUCCUGCACUUGUUACUUUGUGGUAGAGUUCAUUUGUGUAGUGAUUUUUGCGGCAUUAUUUGGAGGAGCAUAGUUAUAGAUUGGGUACAAUGGAAACAAGAUUGUGCUAUUCCAGUGUGUAUUUGGAAGUGUUCCUUGAAUUUCAACAGAAAAUAAGUACAUUAAAAGAUCGUCCUGCAGGCUUUUAAAAUGACUUGUGAUGUGAUAGCUCUUUGAAAGGAUAAAUUUAAUUAAGAAAGUGACAUUUCUUGCUGUUGUAUUAACUUUUCCUGCAUGAAGUUCACAGAUACUGGCUACAGUGUGAGGAGAGAAGAGUUUAGUAUUUCUGGUAUGGGUAAUUUCUGACUUGAUUAAUUGUGAUAUGACCUUGUGUCCAGAGAUUGAAGACUGUUGUUUCCUGUGUCAGAAAUGCUGGUGCUUAAUCCUUCACUCGUCAUUGACUGCAUUGUAAAUAUAUGCGCUGCCCUGAUGUGCAUUUUGGCCACUGGACGUAUUGAAAACUUGGAGCAAUACAUUUUCUCCUUUCUGCACUUGAUCCUGCCAUUAAACUGCACCAUUUGUAUGCUGUUUUGUGACUUUCUUGGAAAUAAACUUUGGUUACAGAAA